AUGAAUGUCGAAAAUGAUGAAUAUGGUGGUGUUAAAGUUGAUUGCUUUUAUGCCUUUAAUACUUUUGAGUUGUUUGGUAGCCGUGAUGAAGUUUUACAAUGGACCCGAUCGUUGGCUCAUGACAUUGGAUUUGUUGCCGUUAUAAUGAGGUCAGACACCAAUACCGGUGUUCGAGGAAGAGCUUCAUUUUUGUUGAUAGCUUGUGAAAGGAGUGGGGAGUACAGGCCAAAGAAACAUAAUUUGGUAAGAACAUGCACUAGCAGUAGAAAAUGUGGAUGCAUGUUUAAGUUGCGUGCGAAGCCAGAUUCAGGAGGAGAGGGCUGGAUGGUGAAGUUAAUUUUUGAGAUUCACAAUCAUGAAAUGACAAAGUCAUUUGUUGGGCAUCCAUAUGCAGGUCAACUUACAAAGGAUGAGAAAAAUAUUGUCACUGAUAUGAUGAAGUCUAUGGUACAGCCAAGAAAUAUUUUGUUGACAUUGAAGGAGCACAAUGACAACAAUUAUACAACUAUCAAACAAAUUUAUAAUGCGAGACAUGCUUACCGUUCUUCCAUAAGAGGCAGUAACACCGAAAUGCAACAGUUGAUGAUGCUGCUUGAUCGAGAUCAUACCUACAAAACAAAUAGUUACAAAUUGUCAUUGCUUGAUAUUGUUGGUGUUACACCAACAGGAAUGACAUUCUCCGUUGGCUUUGCUUACUUGGAAGGUGAACGGAUUAUUAAUGUUGAUUGGGCUCUAGAGCGAUUUCGGGAUCUUUUCAUGAGAGAUGAUGCACUCCUCGAGGUUAAUGUCACUGACAGGGAUUUGUCUUUGAUAAAUGCUGUUAAAACUGUAUUCCUGGAUUGUACGAACUUGCUCUGUCGGUUCCACAUUGACAAAAAUGUGAAGGCAAAGUGCAAAACCCUAGUUGCUCAAAAGAAUGUAUGGGAUUAUGUGAUGGAGGCUUGGGGGACUUUGGUUGACUGUCCCAAUGAGAGUUCUUUUGAUGAGUACCUUAAAAACUUUGAAAUGGCUUGCUCUCCGUGGCCUAUGUUUGUGGACUAUGUCCGUCAAACAUGGAUGGUUCCACACAAAGAAAGAUUUGUGAAAGCAUGGGCAAACAAAGUGAUGCAUCUCGAAAACACAAGGACUAAUAGGUACGAAUAUUGA
Glycine soja is the source of this 1146-nucleotide messenger RNA. RefSeq lists its product as uncharacterized. The transcript is spliced from 3 exons. The record is from RefSeq and is a predicted model, not a curated record. Lineage: Eukaryota; Viridiplantae; Streptophyta; Magnoliopsida; Fabales; Fabaceae. The coding region runs from base 1 to 1146 and encodes 381 amino acids. Gene Ontology annotation, biological process: regulation of DNA-templated transcription.